AUUUUUUUCAUAUUAUUUUUAGAUAUUUUAAAAAGUCUAAAAAAAAAUUGAACCAUGAAAUUAACAGACGGUGUUGUGCGAGCUUUCAAACCAGCAAAAAUAUUCCGUGAUAAUUCCGAUAAGAUCAAUCACAUAGAUUACACAUCAAAUGGGGACACUCUGAUUACAAGUAGCGCUGAUGAUUCUAUUGUCAUUUACGAUUGCUUUGAUGGAAAACAACGAAAAACUGCGAAUAGUAAAAAAUAUGGUGUAGCUUUUAUUCAAUUCACACAUGCUAACAACACAGUGAUACACACUUCAACUAAAGUAGACGAUACCAUACGCUACUUGUCUUUACACGAUAAUAAAUAUGUGAGGUAUUUUACUGGACAUACAAAAAGCGUUGUGGCACUCCAUAUGUCUCCAGUGGAUGAUGCAUUCAUAUCAGGUUCUUUAGAUAGGACCAUUCGUUUGUGGGAUUUACGUUCCAAUAAUUGCCAGGGUUUGAUGCACGUGUCAGGUCGUCCCGUAUGUUCAUUUGAUCCGGAAGGGUUGAUAUUUGCGGCCGGUGUAGAUUCCGAGAUCAUCCGACUUUACGACUUACGCACGUUUGAUAAGGGUCCUUUUGCGACAUUCAAUUUACCGCAGUCAGAAACUGGCGUUGAACUUUCUGGCAUCAAGUUUAGUAAUGAUGGAAAGAAAUUUAUAGUUCCGACUACCAAAGGAGAAGUCCAUUUGUUAGAUGCUUUUCAAGGAAAUCUAUUGCACACGUUCACGGGACUGGCUCCAGGUAAAAAUGGGGAUAUUUAUUUAGAAGCCUCAUUUACUCCAGAUUCCCAAUACGUUUUGUCAGGUACUACUGAUGGCAAAGUUCAUGUCUGGUCAGCAGAUAGCGGAAAGCGAAUUGCAAUAUUAGACGGUAUGCAUCCCGGACCGUGUCGGAAUGUACGCUUCAAUCCAAAGUAUAUGAUGUUUGCUACUGGAUGUACAAACUUGGCAUUUUGGAUUCCUGAUCUAAACGACGUUGAAAAAUAAAAAAUAAAAGUUUUAAUGGCGAGAAUCGUUUGGAGAGAACGGUGGAACCAACAUUGCGUUAACUUGAUAAAUAAUGUUGCCACGGCAAUUGAACUCGAUUGCUGUUGAUGUUACAUAAAUUGGUGAACAUUUCGGGAUAUGGAGACAAAGUACAAACAUGGGACACAAUAUGGCAUCGUAGAGUCAUAUAUAUACAGUCAUUUCACGCACUGUUUUUUCUAACAAAAUGUAGUUUUUAUAUAUAUAUUUUAAAGAGAAAUAUACAAAUAUCUUAUUUA
Hydractinia symbiolongicarpus is the source of this 1292-nucleotide messenger RNA. Its product is annotated as WD repeat-containing protein 82-like. The record is from RefSeq and is a predicted model, not a curated record. The transcript has 9 exons. NCBI's taxonomy places the organism in Eukaryota, Metazoa, Cnidaria, Hydrozoa, Anthoathecata, Hydractiniidae. Gene Ontology annotation, molecular function: protein binding; chromatin binding. Bases 55 to 1014 code for a protein of 319 amino acids. Gene Ontology annotation, cellular component: Set1C/COMPASS complex.